UAAGGAUAUGUCUAGUCUCAGCACCAAUGAUUUGCAACGAAUAUUUGAGAGACUAGACAAAAACCAAGAUGGCUACGUAAGUAGUAUCGAACUCUCCCAAAUCCUACAAGUAGGCAUCGAGAUAUCAUUUACCCACAAUGAUCUCGAGUCUCUCAUGAGAAAAACAUCUCUUGAUUUCAUCGAUUUUGUCUUGUUCUAUGAAACCCUCGUCAACAAAGUUGAUAAUCAAAAUGCCACAACGGGGAUGGAUAGUAAUAUUAUUGAUGAAAGUGAAGAGAAGGAUCUUGUGAAGGCGUUUAGAGUUUUCGAUGUUAAUGGAGAUGGUGUGAUCACAUCGGAAGAGUUGGGAAAUGUGUUGUCGAGGCUUGGGAUGUGGAAUGAACAUUGUGGUGAAGGAGAUUGCGAUAGUAUGAUCAGAACUUAUGAUGCUAAUUUGGAUGGGGUGCUUGAUUUUGAAGAGUUCAAAAAUAUGUUGGUUGCAAAUAAUUCAUAAUGAUCAUAUUGAAAAUGUUAUGUUUUAGUU
Messenger RNA from Impatiens glandulifera, 523 nucleotides. RefSeq names its product probable calcium-binding protein CML44. Bases 8 to 493 code for a protein of 161 amino acids. Gene Ontology annotation, molecular function: calcium ion binding. The transcript has a single exon. Lineage: Eukaryota; Viridiplantae; Streptophyta; Magnoliopsida; Ericales; Balsaminaceae. The record is from RefSeq and is a predicted model, not a curated record.